Molecule: messenger RNA, 886 nt
Organism: Lathyrus oleraceus (garden pea)
Lineage: Eukaryota; Viridiplantae; Streptophyta; Magnoliopsida; Fabales; Fabaceae
Product: non-specific lipid transfer protein GPI-anchored 25
Exons: 3
Coding region: 123-740 (205 amino acids)
Source: RefSeq, a predicted model, not a curated record
UUACUAGUCAUAACCUUCAUAGAGAUAGAAGGGUAAUUCUGAGAAUUCACUUGAAUCAGUUAGUUUUUCUCCCGCCAAAUCUCGUUACUGUUUGAUCGUUCUGUUUCGUAACUGCUUCCGGCAUGGGAAACGCCUUCUUCCUCCUCCUCCGCCUCGUGCUCAGUAUGAGUAUCUUUGCAGUUACAGAAGCGGUGCCGCCACAGCCACCGCCACCUUCAUCCAGAGGAGGAUGCACCGAUCAGCUAAUUCUAUUCUCUCCGUGUCUUUCUUACGUUUCGUCUCCUCCAAACAACCUAUCGGAGACAGCUUCAAGCAAAUGCUGUGGCGCUUUCUCAUCGUCGUUCGCACCUAACUCCCUCUGUUUCUGCUAUCUCCUCCGUGACAAUCACAUCCUCGGCUUCCCUAUGAACUCCACAAGGCUUCUUUCACUCUCCUCCCUCUGUCUUUCGCCUCCACCAACCAUCUCUUCUCUCAACUAUCUUUGCGGAGAAUCACCGACUCUGCCUCCUCUCAGUAGCGCUGAUAUUUUAAGGAAUCCCAACAAUUCUUCAGUAACAGGGUCAGUGUCCAGUGCUUCAGGAGGGAAAACGGUACCUCACAAUGGCAAGGGACCAGGGACAACAUUGUACUUUCCAACGUCGAAUGGUUCUACUUCAACACUCAUUGAUGGUGGAUACUACUGCAAGUUUUUGCUACUUGUUAUACUUCCACUCUUUAACCUCAACAUGCUUUACUUUUAAUGCUCAAUAUUUCUCAAUUACUAGUACUUACUAGUUUUCAUUACCAUCAUCCUGUAUAUUCAUGGAAUAUAUAGUUGAAGCUCAAGUUUUUGUUUCACCUCACAUUGAUUUUAUUUCAACUGAGAAUGACCAUUACAUUACAGACC